GCCAAUUGAGAUUUGUGUUCGCACUUGCUUUACGGAGUAUUUACGAAUCCCGGCCUUUAUCUACGUGAUGCUAGGUUCAAACUUAUCUACUGGCAGUCAGUCAUUUCAUGCGGUUUCUUCGGUCUCAAGGUUUGGUGAGGCCUCUCCGUAUCACCAGAACCCACCACUUUCUGUAUAUCCACGUUCGUUAUUGGAACAUGUUGUUAGCCUUGAUAUCGACCAUCAACCCGCAUAUGUCCGAAAUACUGGUAUAAUAUGCACCAUCGGUCCUGCUUGUCGCACUGUCGAGAUACUACAGAAUAUGAUGACAUCUGGAAUGAAUAUUGCCCGUCUGAAUUUUUCUCACGGCAGUCACGAAUAUCAUGCGAAAACCAUUGAGUUGGUCCGAGAGGCUGCCGCAACUUUAAAACCGUUCCCUCGACCAAUAGGGAUUGCUUUGGACACCAAGGGGCCUGAAAUUCGUACUGGCCUUAUUAACGGGAGUGGGACCGCUGAAGUCAAUCUUCAAGUUGGUCAUAAAAUCCGUGUAACCACUGAUUGCGCAUACAUGGAAGCGUGUAAUGAGUCUAUUCUGUAUAUGGAUUACCGAAAUAUUGUACAUGUUUUGUCUAAAGGAUCAAAGAUUUUCGUUGAUGAUGGUUUAAUAAGCUUAGUGGUUUUGGAUAAAGGUCCUGAUUACCUUGAAUGCGAAGUUGAAAAUGGUGGAAAGCUAGGGUCUCGUAAAGGAGUUAAUCUCCCAGGAGCCCAUGUCGAUUUAGAGGCAGUAUCAGAAAAAGACAAACAAGAUCUUCGUUUUGCAGUUGAGCAUAACGUUGACAUGGUGUUUGCCUCUUUCAUUCGGAAUGCUGAUGCUGUACACCAGAUCCGUCAACUUCUCGGUGAUAAUGGUUCCCACAUUAAAAUCAUCGCUAAAAUCGAAAAUCAUGAAGGCGUCCAACGAUUUAAUGAAAUCCUUGAUGCUGCUGAUGGAAUUAUGGUUGCUCGUGGUGAUCUAGGAAUAGAAAUCCCUGCUGAAAAGGUUUUCAUAGCACAAAAGAUGAUGAUUGGUCGCUGUAAUCAGGUUGGGAAGCCUGUGAUAUGUGCCACACAAAUGUUGGAGUCAAUGACUACUAAGCCUCGUCCAACACGUGCUGAAUCAAGUGACGUUGCUAAUGCCGUACUUGAUGGUGCAGACUGUGUUAUGCUUUCAGGAGAAACGGCCAAAGGAUUAUAUCCAUUAGAGGCUGUACAAACUAUGCACCGUAUAUGUGUACAGGCUGAGGCAGCAAUGUUUCAUGGACAAUUGUUUGAAGAUUUGAAGUCUUCUUUAUAUGGUCCAACUGAAAUGGCUCACACCACUGCAAUUGCUGCAGUAGAAGCUGCUAGUCGUUGUAAUGCUGCCGCUAUCAUUGUGAUUACAACAUCUGGCCGUUCAUGCCAACUAAUCUCACGUCAUAGACCUCGUUGCCCAAUUCUCACUGUGACACGUCAUGAAUAUAUUGCUCGUCAAAUUCACCUUUAUCGUGGCGUUCAUCCUCUGUAUUAUGGUGAACCACGAGCUGGAGAAUGGUACGAAGAUAUGGACCGUAGAAUUCGUUAUGCUAUUGAUUAUGGUAGAAAGCGUUCAUUUUUCUCGCCUGGGUGCUUCGUAAUAAUCGUAACUGGUUGGAAAGCUGGUUCCGGUUCUACAAACACACUUCGUGUUGUCAAACUAGAAGAUGCAGAAACUAAGCCAAUAGUUAUGGUGCCAAGUAUCACACACUUUGAUGAUUAGGUUAACUUAUAUAAUUGAUUAUUCAAAUGAUGGGACUUUAUCACAAACACUUUUUCAGUUCUUUUAGUUUCAUCGUAUGUACUUCAAUUUAGUCAUGUUCCGUUCCUUACCCUCUUAAUCACAGAAAUUCUUGUCAUUUAUAUUAAUAGAUAUAACCUUCCAGCUGAAAUUCGUUUUAUUCAACUAUAAUUGUCUAAAUACUUUGUGCAAGCAUCACUUAAUACAUGUGUAUGUGUGUAGUCGUCUUUUUUAGUGGACCUAUGGUUGUACUUCUUUACUUUCCUCUUUUCACGCACGCAACUUAGAAAUGUCUGAAAAUUUAUAAAAUAACAUUUUAUUUUUUGUCAAAUCAAGUCAUUGAUUAAUCAUUUUCCUGCAUGUGUGCGUCAUAUUAAAAUAAUUGUACGCAAUAUACUUUCCAGAU
Schistosoma intercalatum is the source of this 2177-nucleotide messenger RNA. The record is from the annotation of a GenBank genome assembly. NCBI's taxonomy places the organism in Eukaryota, Metazoa, Platyhelminthes, Trematoda, Strigeidida, Schistosomatidae.